Molecule: messenger RNA, 1053 nt
Organism: Microplitis mediator
Lineage: Eukaryota; Metazoa; Arthropoda; Insecta; Hymenoptera; Braconidae
Product: sodium/potassium-transporting ATPase subunit beta-2
Exons: 5
Coding region: 51-1031 (326 amino acids)
Biological process (GO): potassium ion import across plasma membrane; sodium ion export across plasma membrane; intracellular sodium ion homeostasis
Cellular component (GO): sodium:potassium-exchanging ATPase complex
Molecular function (GO): ATPase activator activity
Source: RefSeq, a predicted model, not a curated record
ACUUUAACUUACUCCAGUGAAAAACUAUUUAAUUUUAAAUAGACAAUACCAUGGAAGAUAAGUCAAAAAUCGAUUCUCAAUAUUAUACUCCACCACCAAAACUCGGUAAAUGGGAAGCAUUCAGUACUUUCCUAUGGAACUCGGAAACUGGACAAUUUCUUGGCCGAACUGGUUCCAGUUGGGCCAAGAUAUUGCUUUUUUACGUAAUAUUUUAUGGAGUACUGUCGGGAUUUUUUGGAGCGAUGCUCGCUGUUUUCUAUCAAACUCUUGAUCACAGAGCACCCAAAUGGCAAAUGGAUAAAUCAUUGAUUGGAGAUAAUCCGGGACUUGGUUUCAGACCAAUGCCACCCACGAGUAAUGUUGAAAGUACUCUUAUUUGGUACAAAGCCAGUAACAAAGGAAAUUAUGAAAACUGGAGCAAUGCUAUUGACAAGUUUUUGGAAGAAUACCAACCACCGAAACCAGGCAGCACUGGAGUAGCUGGAGUUCAACAAAUAAUGGAAAAUCGUGUUCAUUGCGACUACGGAAAACCUCCGGCACCUGGAAAAGCCUGCGAAGUUGACCUAGAAAAGUUUACACCCUGCACUGGACCUAAACAGUACAUGUACCCGGAUUACCAGCCUUGCAUAUUCCUCAAGCUCAAUAAAAUAUUUGGUUGGCAGCCACAAUUCUACAAUGACACAGAAAAUCUUCCAGCAAAUAUGCCAAAUGACCUGAAGAAUCGUAUCAAAGGAGCCAAAAUACGUAAUCCCGAAGAGUUGCAGACAAUCUGGGUAUCUUGUGAAGGUGAAAAUCCAGCGGAUAUUGAAAAUAUUGGACCGAUACAAUACAAGCCACGAUCUGGAUUCCCUGGUUUCUAUUUCCCGUACACAAAUAAUGCUGGAUAUCUCAGUCCACUCGUUGCCGUAUGGUUUGAAUCACCAAAACGUAACGUACUUAUCAACAUUGAAUGUAAAGCAUGGGCUCGAAACAUUAUUCACGAUCGGGUAGAUCGACGUGGCUCCGUCCACUUUGAGCUCAUGAUAGAUUAAAUACAUAAAAAAAUUUAAAAAA